UUUCUGGACCUCUCUGUAAUGUGUGUGCAUCGCUUUUAUUCUGCCAGGCUAGUCAUAUCAAACUCUCUUUGAUCUGAUAAUAAAUAUGAUAGGUAACUAAUCAGAAGACCCUUUUGUGGAGGAGAAUCCGGCCAUCUCGCUACGUAUCCGGCGCUCAUCUCAUUGGCCACCCUGCUCGUGAGACCACUUGAUCCAUCUCCUGCUGCUCACUUCUUUAUAAACCAACUCACUGCCCUCCCACACCUUUUCGCAAGUCUGGUCAGAUUUCUUUCUUUGCUUCUGCUGCUUCUACCUUUCUACUACCUCUCUACCUUGCAUCUUCGUCUGCAGAUUCCUCAUCUUUCGUCUACUUCCAAGUCUACCUUCUCUCUGCAGACAUGGCACCACAUGCUGAACUGCCAGACACGCCUCCAAAUGGACAGACCGGCUAUCUUCCAAGGGAACACACCGAAGCAGUGAAGCCAAACAUUCUCUUCAUCAUGGGCGACCAGAUGUCUGCGCCAAUGCUCAAGAUCCAUGAUCCUAGCUCCGUCAUUCAGACGCCAAAUAUCGACAGGCUUGCAGAGACGGGUGUGGUAUUCAAUAAUGCUUAUUGCAAUUCUCCCUUGUGUGGUCCCUCGAGAUUCUCUCUGGUUUCGGGGCAAUUGCCCUCCAAGAUUGGAGCUUACGACAACGCUUCCCACCUGGGCUCAGAUAUCCCGACCUUUGCACACUUCCUGCGCGAAGAGGGCUACGAGACGGUGCUGGCCGGGAAGAUGCACUUCAUCGGAGCUGACCAAUUGCACGGAUAUGAAUCGCGCCUCACUCCAGAUAUCUAUCCAGGCGACUUUGGAUGGGCCGUCAACUGGGACAAGCCCAAAGAACGGCAAGAAUGGUAUCAUAACAUGUCCUCUGUCUUCCAGGCCGGACCUUGUGUGCGUUCAAACCAAUUGGACUUUGACGAGGAAGUCAUGUACAAGAGCUCUCAAUGGUUGUACAAUCACGUACGAGAUGGCGAUGAUAAGAGGCCUUUCUUCUUGACCGUGUCGCUUACCCAUCCUCAUGACCCCUACGCUACUACGGACGAUCUGUACAAUCAGUACGAAGGCGUUGACAUUCCGCUUCCCAAGGUCGACAUUCCGCAAAGCGAGCAGGAUCCCCACUCUAAGCGCAUCCUGGAGUGCAUUGAUGCAUGGGGCAAGGACGUAGACCCAGAGAUUAUCAAACGUGCUCGCCGUGCCUACUUUGGAUCAUGCACGUAUGUUGACAACCAAGUCGGAAAGCUCGUGAAGAUUCUGAAGGAUUGUCGCUUGGAUCAGAACACCAUCAUCGUCUUUUCCGGUGACCAUGGAGACAUGCUUGGUGAGCGAGGACUAUGGUACAAGAUGUCGUGGUUCGAGAAUAGCGCCAGAGUUCCACUUAUUGUCAACUAUCCGCCACUGUUCUCGCCUCGCCGUGUCAACGAGUCCGUCUCCACACUCGAUCUCCCGCUGACCUUUUUGGACAUGGUAGGUGGUAAGCUUUCCGAAGUGCACAAUGUCGACGGCCAGUCAUUCUAUCCAGCACUGCUCGGACAGCCGGUGAGAGAUGAGGUCAUCGGAGAGUACAUGGGUGAGGGUACCAUAUCACCCGUCAUGAUGAUUCGCCGGGGUCCGUGGAAGUAUGUCAUAUGCGAGGACGAUCCGGAGCAGCUAUACAACCUCAAAGAAGAUCCACUGGAACUGAAGAAUCUGGUCGAGGACGCAGACUUCAAAGAAAUUGCUGCAGAGUUCGCUAGAGAGGCCAAAGAUCGAUGGAACCUGCAGCAGAUCAAACAGCAGGCCCUAACAUCCCAGCGCCAACGCCGCCUCUGCUUCAAAGCUCUCAAGAAGGGCACGUUUGAAUCUUGGGACUAUGUGCCCAAGGAGAACGUUACGGGAAAAUACAUUCGCUCAUUCCUACCUCUUGAUGACCUCGAGCUUCGCGCUCGCUACCCGCCAGUUGAUGAGCUUGGCCGCGUCAAGCUCACUACUCAUCCUCAUGGCCUCGCAGCAGCGAAGGGCCAGUGAAGUGUAUGAACGCAUGGCGAGACGAAUUCUCUUUACGUCUGGGAGGUGUCAUUUUGAGAUCAAAUUUGCAUUACCCAUUUAGCGCGUGCAUUCAGAUGCGUCGGAAAAAGCUAUGGGUUGUCUAGCAUCUUAUUUAUGGAUUUUUGGCGAGGUGUUGGCGGCGUUGGCGUUCGCGGCGUAGCACAAUUUGAUUGCGCCCAGAAUGCUCCGAGACAGGAGCCGACUUGAAUGCAUCGGGUGUACACAUAAUAGCAUUGAGAACCUUGUAGGCAGAAAUCGUAACAUAUUAUAAAUAAUAAACAACAGUUGUAGUC
Molecule: messenger RNA, 2341 nt
Organism: Pseudovirgaria hyperparasitica
Lineage: Eukaryota; Fungi; Ascomycota; Dothideomycetes; Acrospermales; Acrospermaceae
Product: choline-sulfatase
Exons: 4
Coding region: 378-2027 (549 amino acids)
Molecular function (GO): sulfuric ester hydrolase activity
Source: RefSeq, a predicted model, not a curated record